CUAAUACAGCCAGUUAGUGUGCGGUGUAGAACGUCACCACUGCGGUGCGACACCGUCCGCCUGUACUACCUGCAUCCAAUUCAAGGUUUGCGGGUGCCUUGAAGGAAGAUCUCGGUUCCAAACAUCAUACCGACCGCUAGCAACCACUCCUCACCGGUUGCUUUGUUGUCGAACCAGUCCGCGAACGGACGUCAAGGUGAGAGCACAACCAGCAUCGUUGUGACGCGAAAGUGAAGUUAAAGAAAUCUGUGAUUCGUUCGAGCUCGUUCGAAAGAUCAGUGAGUUCAAUUAUUAUCUGCCACCGGAGGAGGACUAUGGCUUUCACCCAAAAGGCGGAUUAUGUUCAAGUUACGCCCGAAAGUGAUUCUUUUAUGUGAUUUUACCGAUUCCAUUGCGAACUGCCGAAGGUGAUUUUGAAUUUCGCGUUGAAAAUAAAACUUAACUUAACGGAAGUGUACGCGUAUCGAGGGCAGACUGUGAGAAAGUGAGUGUGGUUCCUUUGAAGUUGUGUGGAUCCCCCUCCCGUCGGGAGUAAACACUAUGUUUACCAAAGCAAUAAACGUACCCAACGCAUUUCCCGCUCUGCUGCGGACGUGCGCCUUUCUACUGCUACUGCCGCUGUUCGGGCCCGUGGCGUACGGCCAGUAUCUAAGCUCACCCUGCCCGAAAGUGUUCAGCUACCGGCUGGACCAGAGCACCAACCAGGUGUUCGGCUACGUCGAGCUACAGAACCUACGCAUCGGUCAGCUGGUCAAGCUGAACAUCGACCUUUCGAUCGGUGUCGCCGUACCGCAGAACAAUGUCGGUUCGAUUACGCUGGUCAAAUCGAGGGAGCAAACGUUCCGCGACAUUUACAACAGCCAGCCGGCACAGUACCGGGUCAACUUCCCCUUCACCAACGUAAUCCCGAGCGUGCUGGCGAUCAGCGUGAACGGCCAAACCAUAUGCACCGGGCAGAAGGCGACGGGCCAGAUUGUGACCACCAUCAACCUAGAGCACACGCUCUUCACGCAGAUGCAACCCCUGUCGAACGGUAAUGGCAACAACGUGAACGCCAUUCAAUUCCAGCCGGGACAAACGUUCCAGCAAACGCCACCCCCGCCCGUAUACACGCCACAAGUACAAACACCGCCACAGCAGCAACCGCAGUUUGUACAAAACAGACCACCAAACAGGCAGCCAGUGGUGAAUACCAGGCCACCGGUAGUUCAGCCUCCCCGUCCUCGGCCACAGCCAACGAUCCCCGUGGAUACAUCGGGUGGAUCGGGCGAAGCGUGCGGAAUGCCAGCCGCAACAUUCAAUCGGCUGACGAUCAACGGAAUACGCUCACCCAAGGGCCAGUUCCCGUGGGCGGUACCGAUCUUUGACACCGGUGUACCGACGAAACCGAAGUACAUCUGUGGCAGUACGAUCAUCAGCAAAAAUCACCUGCUGACGGCGGGUCAUUGCUUGUACAACGAAAACGGAAAGCGCGACGCAACCGAACUGCUAACCGCACCCGGAAUGUACAACAUCGACAACUUCUUCGAAACGGACAUUCAGAUGCGUGAGGUGGCCUCGUUCGUGGUGCACCCGGACUACUUCUUCGACGACACCGGGAUGACCGAGUACGACAUUGCGAUUAUGGUGCUGCGGGACGCGCUCAUCUACUCUGACCUGGUGCAGCCGAUCUGCCUGUGGACUGGCAGCGACAACCUGGAGGAAAUCGUCGGCACGACCGGGCUCGUGUCGGGCUGGGGAGUUACGGAGGACGGGGCGGCCAAAUAUCCGAGCUACGUCAACGCGACGGUGGUGGAUAAGCGCGAUUGCCGACGCAAGCUGGGCUCCAUCGUCUCGAACACGGCACCGAUGUUCUGUGCGGACGGCCACGGUUCGGUGCCGUGCACGGGCGAUUCGGGCAGCGGGCUGGUCAUAAAGCGGGGUUCCCGGUUCUUCGUCCGCGGUAUCGUCUCCGUUGGCCAGUACGAUGUAGCGUCGUUGAUUUGCGAUCGCACCAAGUACGUGGUGUACACCGACAUUGCGCCCUUCCGGUUCUGGAUGAAAAAGGUUAUGCAAUCUUGAGCGCUGAAAGUACCAAGGGCCCAAGGUCGGAAAAGGUACAACUCGAAAUUACGUUCCACGUGCCACUGUCUUCCAAUCGACCGGCGCAUUUAAUUAGUUUACUAGCGCAGACCGUAACGCCUGACUUGACCGUAUUCUGAGUCACAUCAAGGCGAGAGAUUAUAAUCAACUUAUUAUUACAGUAUCAAAGGCAAAAUGCUUCCAAAUAACGAAGCACGAUUAUUUGGCGUACAGGCAAAACUAACAAACGAUACCGCAACGUCAACACAAGGACAAUAAAUCGCUAUUUGAGUAGAGACGUAGAUCUUAGAUCAUAUUUAUUUGGUGACCAAAGUUUAAUGAUCACCACGACACUCACUUCUGACGUCGCGGAACGUUUCCGCUUGGCGCGGAAGACUUACAAGAACGUAAAUUAAUUGAGAACCACAAUCGAUUACUUCCUGGGGAGCCUCUAUACGGAACAUUGUAAAAGUACAUCGUGGAGAAAUGGAAACGAUUUCGAUAAGUUGAAAGAGUUUUAUUUCAAGCCUGCGCAUCCCAUUAUUUGUACAGAAGAAGGCAAGUAGAUAAAUUCAAUCGGAGUUAGAAGGAUCUACCGUAUGCUAUGCAUUUAUGAACGAUAAUAAAAGAGCACAAUGUGUAAAAUA
Messenger RNA from Anopheles coustani, 2708 nucleotides. RefSeq names its product serine protease gd-like. The coding region runs from base 541 to 2061 and encodes 506 amino acids. NCBI's taxonomy places the organism in Eukaryota, Metazoa, Arthropoda, Insecta, Diptera, Culicidae. Gene Ontology annotation, biological process: proteolysis. The record is from RefSeq and is a predicted model, not a curated record. The transcript has 3 exons. Gene Ontology annotation, molecular function: serine-type endopeptidase activity.